CUGAGCUCCGUGUGGCUCCUCUGAGGCUCCUCCACCAUGGAGGGACAUGAAGACAUCAUCGAGCAGCAGGUCGAGGAGCCGCUGGAGGGGAAGGAGAUGAGGAGCCACGCCGCCUCCUCCACCUCCUUCCCUGGAAGCGUCAGUCCGUCCGAGGGGGAGGAGCCGAGCAGCACCCAGUCCUCCCACAGACUGCUGGCCUACAGCGAUGCUCUCAUCUCCAUCAUCGCCACUGUCAUGAUUCUACCCGUCGCCCACACGAAGGUGGAAGAUGACGAGGAGCUGAGACAAAGUGUUCAGCUGCUGCUCAGCACAAAGAUCGCUGUUUACCUCAUGACCUUCCUGAUCGUGACGGUGGCGUGGGCGGCUCACAUCCGGUUGUUUCAGGUGAUUGUGCGCAUUGACGACUGCCUCGCCUUGUUGAACCUCGCCUGCAUGAUGGUGAUCACCUUUCUACCGUACACGUUUUCUUUAAUGGCGACGUUCCCAGAGAAGAUCCUGGGGAUUCUCCUGUUCUGUGCUUGUGUGAUGGUGACCGGCGUCCUUCAGUCGGUGAUCGUGUUGUACGCCUUCAGUCGCCCGUUCCUCCUGAACGAACAGAUCCAGAUCUCAGAGAACCGGACGUUCUAUAAACACCACAUCCUGAAGGUCAUCAUGAGAGUUCCCCUCAUGUGCCUCUUCGCCAGCAUCUUCUCCGUCAUCUUCUUCCAGCUGUCCUACGUGCUGUUAGCCAUCGUUAUCUUCCUGCCUUACAUCUCCCGGGGUCUGAAGUGGUGUCGCAGCAAAGCAAUGGGUCCCGUGGACGAGUCUCCGGACUCCUUGAUGUUCUACACCUUCCUGCCUGAUGAACCGCUCACUAAAGAACGGGUGGAGGCUUUCAGUGACGGAGUUUACGCCAUCGUAGCAACGCUCCUCAUCCUGGACAUUUGCGAGGACAACGUUCCAGACCCGGCGGUUGUACGGGACCAGUUUGGCGGCAGCCUGGUGGCGGCUCUGCAGGCCUACGGUCCCGAGUACCUCGCCUACUUCGGCUCCUUCGCCACCGUCGGCCUCCUGUGGUUCGUCCACCACUCGCUCUUCCUCCACGUCACCAAGACCACGCGCUUCAUGGGCCUGCUGAACACCUUCUCCCUGGCGUUUGUCGGAGGGUUACCUUUAGCCUACCAGCUAACGCAAGAAUUCCCGCCCAACUCCCGAAAUGAACUAGAAGCCAUUCAGAUCAGCUGCGUGAUCAUUUUCUUCGCAGGUAUUUUCCAGCUGACCAUUUGGGUGGUCGCUCUCUACAACGAGCGGGAAACUCUGCACCCGUACGUGCGCUAUGGUGGACGGGAGCAUGUGUUCAUGCUAGCUAAGCUAUCUCUGUACCCCUGCGUAGCCUUAGGGACAUUUUUCCUGACGUGUAUUCUAAGUAAAUUCAGCGCUUCCAUUUUCCACCUGAUGGAGAUCACGGUGCCUUUUGCCUUUCUGGUGUUGAGGCUGUUGGUGCGUGUCGGGCUCGCGCUCAUGAGGCAGGUCUUCUGUCCCGAUCGGGCCGACCUGAGGAUCGUUGUAGAGGAGGAGGUUGACGAGGCCAGAGUGCCGUUCAACACGGUGGUGGCCUAACGAGCUGCUGAAACAGUUUGUUUCUGAAAGUGUUAGAAACGACCUCUCGUCAGGAGCCUGUUGGGGUUUGAACCAGGAACUAAAUGAAAAAUAGAUUCUUCUCUGUUUAGCAUUUAAAGAGGUUCAAAUCUUGAGAGGCAAUCGAUCAGAGCAGGUGUCGAAGGUGAGUUAUGGACCUGUAGAGGUGAAGGAAACUCGUGGUGGACCAGAGUAGUGAAGGAUCCUGACAGACAAAGCCUCUCCACUCAUUUAGUCCUCGUAACUGAAGAUACAACAACGCUAUCGUCUCAAAGCACCAAAAGCCUUUUAUCAAGUAACCCUCACUAACGCUUCCAGCUUUGGUUUUAUCACUCAUCCAAAUCAGACAGUUCACAAAAUAGAUGGAAGACGCGUAUCCAUUUCCACCCGAGGGCAGGAGUGAUGUGGAGUGAGUCAUGAUGUUCCACCCUUUUCAAUUUAACUUAAAAUUACUUAUUUAAAACAAACUUGAAGGAACCUAUACUUGAACCGGCCACCAGGGGGGGCAAUCUAAAUGUUCCGGCUUUCCUUUCAUUGAGCUGUCAUGUCGUCCAUUUUUAUUUACAGCUGAUUCGGGGAAAUGGCUUCAAAUCAUGUAGCUAACACACAAGUUUGUAAUUAUUCAACACAUGCCGCAACACACAAAUUCAACGGCGCAGGAAAAAAUACAGGUUUCUAUAAUUAUGGUUCAGUUUCUGUGUCAAUCAAACUGCUGCGGUUUGAAAUCAGUUCGUGUUCAGACACGUUCACACAUGAGCGCUGAGGGCAGAAGAAUUUCUAAAUGCUUUGCUCAAGGGCACGUUGGUUUUCCCAGACUUUGGCUCAAACACUAGAGUGAGUUAGGAUUGGGUUGUCGGGCACUUUAAACGUUACACCGAGCGGGCGGCGCCAUCUCAAAUUGCACUAUUCUCAAAAUAUAACGAUGUUUGUGUGUCAUAACAAGAGGAAUGUUAAUCUCACCUUUUCAAAUACGUCCCGCAGUCGUAUUCCCUCCAUUCUUAUCUUUUAAUAAGAAAUGUAUUGAAAUGAGAAAUCUGUUGGAUUAUGAUGCAGGGCUGUUGUUGCUUUUAGCUUCAGACGUUCAGUUGUUUAAAAAACUUUAAAUGUUGCGUCUUUUCAGCGUAAGAUUAUUUCAAUCCUCUGAACAUUUUCAGUUUCUGCUUGUGCGCCGAUGUUUCACCAGGAGGUGUCGCUGUUGUGUGUCCUGAGCUACCGCUGUGAUGAUGUCACUCGCUCUGAAGUACUGAUGAGUUUUAUAUAUCGGCUCAAACCUGAAAUGCACUUUAAUGGAAAUCUGUCACGUGAUGGAGGAGAGUUCGUUUUCCUCAGAGUUUGGAUGAGUGACGACAAGAAAACGUUGAAUUGUCAAAUUUUGUCAAAUGCUCGAAUGUGAUUAGACUGAAAACUGAUGUGUUAUUGUUUUUUAACUCAGCUGCAGAUCAGCUGUAACUCUGGUUUGUUUUGAUGUGUGUAGGAUGGAUUCAGUUUGAUGAAGUACUUUUGUUUCCAGGACUCUAUGGAGGAACGAAAGCCAGAACUUGUCUGAUAUUUAUUGUGAAAGUCUUAGGAUCCAAAAUAAUGAACCCAAAAUGUCGUCAGUUUGACAUUUGAACAUAUACAUAUGACAUAAUGUAUUUUAAGCCAUAUUUUUAGAGUUUAGAGACAUAAAGCGUCUUUUAAGUCCCAACCGUAGCACUAUAAUCUUUUAUUUUUUGUAAUGAUCUUUCUCUUGGCAUCCCUCUUUGCUUUGUUGUUGAAUUGAAAGCUUAUUGAUAUAAUUUUGGUGUUUGUGUAUCUUUUGUUUUUAUUAGGUAAAUCUAGGAAUUUAUGUGAGAAUAUUUAUUUUGUCAUUCAUCAGCCAUCGGCAGCUUGCUUCAGGUCGUCCGUCCACAAUGACAUGUGAUUUGUUUCAGUUGUCCUUUGUUUUAGUGACCUUUAAAUGAAGAAGUUUGUAGAAAUAUAUACAAAUAUACAACCAGUGAUGUAAUUCUAGUUUCUCUUGUCACUCCUCCAACAAUGUUCAGUGUUGAUUGAGACAGAUUUCUAUUGUCAAAGCGUCAAUGUCUAUUUAUUGUGUUAUUGCUUCACCAGUUCAAACUCUGAAUCUGCCUUUUCACACAUCUUUGUUUUGUGAAUAAAUCUGAAAUUGUUAAUUUUAA
Molecule: messenger RNA, 3776 nt
Organism: Pleuronectes platessa (European plaice)
Lineage: Eukaryota; Metazoa; Chordata; Actinopteri; Pleuronectiformes; Pleuronectidae
Gene: tmem175
Product: transmembrane protein 175
Exons: 10
Coding region: 37-1599 (520 amino acids)
Cellular component (GO): endosome; lysosome
Molecular function (GO): potassium ion leak channel activity; proton channel activity
Source: RefSeq, a predicted model, not a curated record